Messenger RNA from Theobroma umbraticum, 2258 nucleotides. It is a transcript of the gene UBP24, whose product is annotated as ubiquitin-specific protease 24. Gene Ontology annotation, molecular function: cysteine-type deubiquitinase activity. Gene Ontology annotation, biological process: protein deubiquitination. The record is from RefSeq and is a predicted model, not a curated record. Gene Ontology annotation, cellular component: cytosol; nucleus. Lineage: Eukaryota; Viridiplantae; Streptophyta; Magnoliopsida; Malvales; Malvaceae.
UUUUGUCAAUUUGAGGUGUGGAGGGGCAGCACGCAAGAGAUAGUUACUAAAAAGAGAGACCUCCCAAAGACAGCACCGCGACUGCAAUCAAUCCCUCUAAAAACCUAACCCUAGAAAUCUCCGACUAAGUAAAGGAUUCAAAUUUCCUCCCUUUCCUAGUCCGUCUAUGCUUGGUUGUGUUGAAGUCGAAGAGGAUCAGAGAGAGGGUUCCUCCUUUAAAUGCUCUCUGGUUAUCCCCCCUUCAAGGUUCCUUCUUUUUUCAUGUCUUCUUCAAUCACACCCUCUUUCUUCUCUGCUCCUUCAGGGUCCUCUCAAGCCCUAGGCCAACCCUUUGAUCUUUUCUCUAUACGUCUCUUUCCCUCUCAAACUUCCCCUUUGCAUAAAACAUGACUGAUUCUAAGCAGGUAUUCCUUUUUGGGUCAUUUUCCGAAGAUGAAACCAGGUCAUUGCUGUCAAAACAGUCAGCUGGUAAUGCUGAAAAGCCUGUGCAAAAGAAAGAAUUGCAAUCUGGUUCUUUGAAUUUUGCAGCUGGAGGAUCUUUGGGUGGUGCUAAUGGUGAUUUGAGCAACAAGCAGGGUUCCACAAACCGGCCAGUUGGCUUUCUGUCCUCAACAUCACCAAUUGCGGAUAGAAAAAGUAUAAAAUCAGCAAGAGAUCAUACCUCAACUACAUUACAAACUCCAAAAGAAAAUGGAACUACAAAGAGUACUAAUGAGAGUUCUAGCCUUAGUAAUGGUGUAAAACAACUGAAAGUUAAAAGCACUGAUGUAACUUCACUGCACUUAUUGCAAAAUGAUUGUGGUCCUUUGAAUAAUUUUCAAAGUUUGAAAUUUGAUGUCCUUGAGAGCGAAAGUAUGGAGGGUAGAGAUCAGAAUGGGAUGAAUGAUAUUUCAUUAGCAUGCACUGUUGAUGGAGACAUUCCAAAGGCAGCUAAGGAGCCCAUUACGGUUGUUAAAAACUUACUACCCCGAGGUUUGAUCAACACUGGAAAUUUAUGCUUUCUCAAUGCCACUUUACAGGCUCUCCUAUCCUGUUCUCCUUUUGCUGAACUUUUGCAGCGGCUUAGACUUCGUAACAUACCCAAGGUUGGCUUUCCAACAUUAACUGCUUUUGCAGAGUUUGUCUCUGACUUUGAUGUGCCAUCCAGCAAUCCUAAUGUAAAGAAGAAAGAUACAACAGUCCUUGAUAUCGGUAGGCCUUUCAGCCCUGCCAUGUUUGAAGCUGUUCUUAAAGUUUUUACUCCAGAUGUGCCAAAUAGCAUAUCUGGUAGGCCAAGGCAGGAAGAUGCUCAGGAGUUUCUAAGUUUUAUCAUGGAUCAAAUGCACAACGAAUUGAUUAAGCUUGAAGGGCAGCCCGGCAGCCUUGUUGGGGUCAGGUCAUCACUAGUUUCUUCUGUAGAAGAUGAUGAAUGGGAGACAGUUGGGCCAAAAAACAAAUCAGCAAUCACUAGAACUCAAAGCUUUCUUCCUUCAGAGCUAAGUGAUAUAUUUGGAGGACAGUUAAGAAGUGUGGUGAAGGCAAGAGGAAACAAGGCUUCAGCUACUGUUCAACCAUUUCUAUUGCUCCACCUUGAUAUCCACCCUGAAGCCGUUCAUACUAUUGAGGAUGCGCUUCAUUUGUUUUCUGCAUCAGAAUAUCUUGAGGGGUAUCGUGCAUCAACAGCUGGGAAGCAGGCUGGUGUUGUCACUGCCAGAAAAUCUGUCAAGUUACAGACACUUUCAAAGAUAAUGAUUUUGCACCUGAUGCGUUUUAGCUAUGGAAGCCAGGGGAGCACCAAGUUGCAUAAGCCUGUACGCUUCCCUCUUGAAUUGGUAUUGGGUCGGGAACUACUUGUUUCUCCAUCCACUGAGGGCCGAAAAUAUGAACUUGUUGCUACAAUUACCCAUCAUGGAAGAGAGCCCUCUAAGGGGCAUUAUACAGCUGAUGCUCGUUACCCCAAUGGCCAAUGGCUACGAUUUGAUGAUGCCUCUGUUACAACCAUUGGGACAAGCAAGGUGUUGCAUGACCAAGCAUAUGUUCUCAUCUAUGAACAAACAUAGAAGGUGCCGGAGUUUGGAGUUUUUAGGCUACUUGUACCGUGUUUGCAUUAUGCUCAACCUAUACUAUGGCUUGUGUGUAGCAGGAACAUCGAACGUCAACAGAUUGGCCGAGUGAUUUUUCCUUUUCUUGCAGCAGCUGGUUGCUCAUUAGUCUAUUGUAAUGAUAAUGAAAAUGUAUGAACGUUCUUGCUAUUCAAUAAAAUUUUGCUAAUGCUUAAA